Molecule: messenger RNA, 931 nt
Organism: Onychomys torridus (southern grasshopper mouse)
Lineage: Eukaryota; Metazoa; Chordata; Mammalia; Rodentia; Cricetidae
Product: protein RoBo-1-like
Exons: 6
Coding region: 159-842 (227 amino acids)
Source: RefSeq, a predicted model, not a curated record
CACAGCCCAGCUGAGGUUAAUCAUCCCAGGAUCUGCUGUCUCUGCUGGUCUCUUGGACUCACAUCUUCUUUGUGGGAUCCUUCCUUAUUGCCAGCUCCUUCAGCUGGUCAGGAAUCCACCAUCCAGGAUUAGAAGGCUUAACAAUCUGAGCAGUGUUCAUGGGAGUCACCAUGUCCUGGUCCUCAAUUCUGAAGAGUCUCCUUGCUGUCUGCAUCUUCACCCACUUGUCUGUCAGCUCUGAGGAGCGUUAUGGUUGUGAUAACAAAAAAUGCUAUAAUGGGAGAUGCAUAUCUAAUCCAAAGACUUGUGAAUCCUCUAAGGGCUGCUUCUACCAUGUGCAGGAAUUAAAAGUACCAAAUGUUUUAUCCAGAAGCCUAAAGAUUAAGGAGAGCAGCUGUUCUAAAGACGAGUGUACGGAACUAGCAUUCUCAGCAACACUUGGGGGCCAAUGGAAGUUUAGCUAUGACCAUCAAUGCUGCUACACUGACCAGUGCAACAGAAUGUCCAAACAUGUUGAGUCUCUUCCAUCUUUCCAACCCCAACCCAAUGGUGUGGAAUGUCCUUCCUGCUACAGUGAGGAUGGCGAGUGUAAGCCGGUUCCCCUGAAGUGCACAGGGGAAGAGACGAAGUGCAUUGAAGUUAUUGGUACAGCUAUGAUUAACGGCCCUUUGUGCUCUGUGAUACGUGGAAUGGGCUGCGCAACUGUGACUUCCUGCGGCUUGAAGAAUUUGACCAUCCUGGAAAAUGCAAAAAUUGACACCUUCUGCUCCAAUGGCAGCCGCCCUCUCACGUCCUUCUCAUCUGCUCUGACUUGUCUCUUCCUAAUGAAAGCCUUGCUUUGAUCCCUUGGGGACUGUAACUCCCAUGACCCUUCCUCACAUUCAGACACAUCAGCCGCCUUUUGUGACUAUUUACCCAACAGGGGAGAAAU